Molecule: messenger RNA, 6026 nt
Organism: Melozone crissalis (California towhee)
Lineage: Eukaryota; Metazoa; Chordata; Aves; Passeriformes; Passerellidae
Gene: CRACD
Product: capping protein inhibiting regulator of actin dynamics
Exons: 10
Coding region: 825-5594 (1589 amino acids)
Biological process (GO): maintenance of gastrointestinal epithelium; negative regulation of barbed-end actin filament capping
Source: RefSeq, a predicted model, not a curated record
GUAAAACUUGUAAGACAUGAUUUUGAACACCAAGCAAGAUCCGAAAAGGCAUCACUAAAAUAUUAAUUUCCUGUAGAUGAUUUUACUGCAUGAUAAGCUACCUGGUUCCCAGGAGAUUUGAAAAUCAGAUCUCCCAUUUCUCUGCCAAACUACAGAUGUGAGAGCAUGGCUUCACUGGGUAUAUCUUCCCUUAAGCCCUGGUUGCUAAGGUCUGUUUGUGGAAGAGUGCCACCUUUGUGGAAGGAACUACUGGGGCCAUGGGAAGUUUUACCCUGAGCACAAAGUAGGAUUUAGCUCAGCCAGUGUUGACUGAGAACUGCAUAAUGAAGCUCUUUUAGGAUUUAUUCAAAACUUUAUUGCUUUCUAAGAGGAAUUUGCAUCAUUGUUGCUUCUUUCAUGAGAAAUAAUAUAGACUGCUUAUGCUUUCAUGGUACUACAGGAGAUGCUUCAGGAAAUACUGGUGUCUAGCAUAAAUUUUUUUGGAAAAUGCAGCCUCCAGAUGUCAUGGCAGUUAUUGACAUUAAACUGUUCUUGUGUAGAUAAAAACAUGCAUAAUAUAAUAUCAGGAUUUUUCUUACUUUUUAGAAACCACUACUGUUAUUCAUAGCACCUAUAAAGUGUUGCCUAGUAGUCCCAGUUCACUAUAUUGCCCUUGUGGGAAAGUAAUGCUAUUUUUGGCUUUGUGGUUGGGGAAGACUGAGCAAAAAGCUGUUGUAUAAACUAAUGUACCAAAUGAAAGAUCAGCUGGGAAGUCUUGUCUAUCAAUCUGAAAUCAUCUUGGCUGCUGCCAGUUGAUAUCUCUCUUAGCAUUUUCCACAGGGAAAAUGCUAAAUAAGAACCGAGUGCUGAAAUACAUGCCCAGCCUAAUUUGUAAGGCUGUUCCUACAGACUUCCUAUCACAUUACAAUAUGUCCGUCAGAGUUCUCUCUAAAAUCACAACAAAAAUGCCCAAACAAGUCCUUCUCUUUGGUGAUUUCAUGGCUUCUGUUUCUUCCUCAGAGAAGACCAAGUCUGAAGUUUCUCUGACAUCGUCUGAAAUUGUAGGCAUGAUCAAUUUGUUUAAGAAACCUUACAAGAAAAAGGCAGGCAAGUUCCAGCCUUUCAAGAAGCUCUUCGGCAAGAGGAAGAAGAGAGAGCCCGUCUCGGAGUGCGAGGAGCCCAAGCUGAAGCCCAGCCACUCCUUCGGUAGCAUCUGCAACGGCGCCUUCUCCUUGGAUGGCGAGCCGGGCGGCGGGCUGAGAUCCUCCCAUUAUUCUAUGGGCAGUCGAGCUUUUUCCCAUGACAGUAUUUUCAUACCUGAUGGGAGAACAGAGAGUGAACAGGCCAUUCAAGCAAUGUCACAGGAGAACGUUUUAGGAAAAGUCAAAAUUCUUCAGCAACAGUUGGCCAAAAAUAUAAAAUUUGGGCAGCCCCCACAAAUGACAAUUUCUGCAAGGACGAUGGGGGAAGCAAAUGCCAGUACAGAAGAUGAUGCACUGCUCAGCAGCCCCAUGGAGACUGAGGCCCAGCAGGACACUGUGAUCUCAGACUGCAGUAACAAAUCCGCUGACACUCCAGAUUUCUUGAGAAAAAUGAAUUUUCUUGGAACAGGAUAUGAAAUGGAAGAAAAGCUCACUCCAAUGAAGUCAGCUCGGCCAAAAAGGCAGUUUUCCUGUUCUGGCACAAUUGAAACAAUCAAUUUGGAUUCAGUUCCUCAGGCUCUUGCUCGUCUGGACAACAGUGCAGCUAAGCACAAACUGUCAGUGAAGCCAAAAAAGCAGAGGAUGUCAAGACAGCACAAGAGAUUGACAAAGGGAUCACAAAGUUUAACAAUAACAGAAUUUGAGCCAGAGGACCUAGAAACUCAGCUGUAUGAGGACAUAUACCCAGGUUAUAAUGGACGCUUCACAGCAGACAAGCUAAUCCAGGACAGAGAUGAGCAGAAGCAGCUUCAGCUGGCAGAGGAAAAAAGAAUUGAAGAUCACUUGGGUAUCAUUGAAGCUGAAAGGAUAAGACAGAUUGUAGAAAUGGAAGAACAAAGAGAAAUGGAAGAAAAAAGGUGCCAAGAACUUGAGGAGAUGCGAAAAGAACAGGAAAAAAGACGCUGUGAAGAAGAGAGGAGGCAAUACCUCCUUGAAGAAGAGACAUUGAAAAUAGAAGAGCAAACAUGCCAUAAAGAAGAAAGAAGACUGAUGAAGGCUGAAAAAAGGCAAGAGCUGGAGAAUCAGAUGCAGAAGGAGUUGGAGGAACAACAAAGACAAAACCUUGAGGAGAAGAGGCACUGGGAAGUGGAGGAACAACAGAGACAAGAACUGGAGGAGCAGAAGCUCAAGGAACAGGUGGAACAAGGACAAGAGCUGGAGGUGCAGAAGCUCAAGGAACAGCAGGAACAACAGAGACGAGAGUUGGAGAAGCAGAAGCUCAAGGAACAAGAAGAGCAACAGAGGCAAGAGCUGGAGGUGCAGAAACUCAAGGAACAGGAGGAACAACAGAGACGAGAGUUGGAGGAGCUGGAGCUCAAGGAACAGGAGGAGCAACAGAGACAAGAGCUGGAAGUACAAAAGGUCAAGGAACAGCAAGAGCAUCAGAGACGAGAGCUGGACAGGCAGCAACACCAGCAAAGGGAGGAACAGCAGAGACUAAAGCAGGAGGAAGAGAAGAACCAGGAACAGAGAGAGCAACAGAGACGAGAGCUGGAGGAGCAGAAGCACCAGGAACAGGAAGAGCAGAGAUGUCAGGAACUGGAGGAGCAGAAGCAUCAGGAAUGGGAAGAGCAGAAGCACAAGGAUCUGGAGGAGAAACACAGACAAGAGCUGGAGGAGCAGAAGAGACUAGCACCGAAAGAAUUAAAGCAACAUGAGACUGAAAAAGAGAGUCAAAAGGAAGAAGAAAGAAACUGGCUGGAGGAACAAACAGAGCUCAAGAAAGAAAAUAAGGAAGAAAUACAGCAACAAGAACUAGAAGAGAAAGAGCUUGAAGAAGCUGAAAUAAAACUAAAGCAGGAGAAAGAGCCUCAGAGCCUCAAACAAGAGAAGAAACAGGAGGAACAAAGACAGCAUUUGAAGGAGAAAGAAAAGACAGAGAAGGAACAACCCCAGCAAGUGACAGACAAGAAAAAGAAACGGGAAGAGCAGAGGAAACACAAACUCACAAAACAAAUGCACAUGGAAAGUUCAGACUGUGUACUACAAGAUGAACUGAAGCAGCAAAAGGAACAAAAUGGGCAUGAGCAGAAGGUAGACACAGAAGGACAAAAUCUUCAGCCAAAACAAGAAAAAUCCUUGGAACAGCCACAGGAAAAAGAUCAGUUGUGUUCUGCUGGAGGGGCUGCUCGGCAUCCAGCAGAGGAGAAGAUCCAAGAAGGAUCAAGUUUCCAAAAAGUCAAACAGCCAGAAAAAGGAACUAAAACAGCAGAAGAAAUACUAGCCCAGAAACUGAAAAAAGAAGUUGAGGCUCAGGAGCAAAAACGCAUAGGGGAAGAACUUCGGUGGCAAGAGGUAGAUGAAAGACAAAUGGCAUCCAGACCCUUCACAUUUCAAGUGUCUUCUGGAGAUAAACAGAUCAUAUUUCAGAAAGUAAAUCUGAGUCCUGUUAUGCCCAUCAAAGGAGCAGGACUUUCUUCUCCAUCUGUCAAAGACUGCAGGGUGCACACUACCAGUAAGGGCUCUCAUUCCCUCCCAUCAUCUGUGUGUGUACCCCACACAGCUAUUUUGGUUACUGGAGCACAGCUGUGUGGCACAGCAGUGAACUUGAACCAGAUUAAGGACACGGCUUGCAAAUCAUUACUUGGCUUAACAGAAGAGAGGAAAACUGUGGAUAUUCCCUCUCCAGAGAAGUCCGAGAGAAAAAAACAGGAUCCCAAACCCAGCAGCAGUAAAAUGAAACACGCACAAGAGGCAUUGAACAACCAGGCUGUACUGGCUGAGUGGGCCUCUAUCCGCUCCAGGAUCCUAAAGAAUGCAGAAAACAAUAAAUAUAAUGAGAGAGACCGAGGAACUGCCUGCAGGCACAGUGAUGACUGGACACCCCGAGGGGGACGCGGUGCUCCCCAUGGCAACUUGAGGAAAACCCUCUCUGCCAAUGCAAAGUUCUCAAUAACACCAGCAUGGCAGAAAUUUUCAGAUGCUUCAAAAACCAAUUCAGAUACUGAGAGUGUAAAUGUGGCAAAAGGCAAUGAAACAGUGGCUGUGGGGAGAACCACUGGCUCAUCUGCUGAUUCGAAGGAGGAUGUGGUUUCCACUUUUAAGGAUCACUUAGCUGAAAAGCUUAAAGAGAAAAUGGAAACUCAUAGGGAAGUGACAGACAACACUGAAGGCUGUAAAUUUGCAAAAGAUCUUCCAUCAUUUCUUGUUCCAAGUUUUCCACAUUCUAUGGGGAAGGAAUUACCCCAGCCAGAACUUCCCAAUGCUCUGGAAAAUCAGCAGAGUAACAGCACAAAAAAAGCAGAUAGACCAUCACCAAAUGGAGAAGAAAAUGUUUCUCCUUUUGGGAUAAAGUUACGAAGGACAAACUACUCUUUACGUUUUCAUUAUGAUCAACAGGUAGAGCAAAAGAAAAAGAAAAGAUACAGUGCAGGAGAUAGUUUUGAUGGUGUGCCUGACCCACUUACCUCAACAGAAGGAGAGAAAGAAUCCUCUGUUUUCACUUCACAAGAAAGUACCUCUCCUGGCACUGGGAGAGCAAACAUCCCUGGUAAUUUAAAAGAGUCUUCAGUUACUGUGGUGGAGUUUUCAGCACCUGUGGGCACACCAGCCACCAGCCAGAGCGCUCUACCUGCUCAUGAGAAACCUGCAUGCAAGUCCCUGGUCCCACAGAAACCUGCUUUAGCUCCAAAGCCCACCAGCCAGACCCCACCAUCAUCUCCUCUCUCCAAAAUGAACAGAUCAAACCUAUCUGAAAUGCUGGGGCAAAGGGUGGCUAAAGCUGAAUCAGAAGGUGGCUGGAGAAAGGAAGACAGAGCAAAUGCAGCCCAACCCAUACCAUCCAAUGACUACAAAAAUGAAGAGGAAGAAGUCAAAGAAAAGAAGUCAUUUUUCCCAUCUCUAAGUAUUCCAUGGAGAGAAAAAAAUGACAAAAAGCCUGAGCCAUUGAAGAAAGAAAAGCCUGUUCUUCAGAGCAGGCACUCUGUAGAUGGCUCUAAAUUGUUGGAAAAAGUGGAAACUUCACAACCACUUUGGAUUACAUUAGCGCUGCAAAAGCAAAAGGGAUUUCGUGAGCAGCAAGCUACAAGGGAAGAGAGAAGACAAGCCAGAGAGGCAAAACAAGCAGAGAAACUGGCUAAAGAAAAUGCUGCUGUAAGUAAUCAGUCAGAUAAUAAAAGUAGCAGCAGCAAAACAAGCACACUGCAGAAAUCUACAACUCAAGAAGGAGAGAAGAAAAUUGAGACUGCUGUGUCAAGACUAGAAAGAAGGGAGCAUCUAAAAAAGUCGAAUACCCUUCCAACUUCUGUGACAGUGGAAAUUUCAGAUUCUGUUCCAUCAACCCCAGUGACAAAGGAGGUGGCCAAGAGAUUCUCUACGCCUGAUGCUAACCCAGCGUCAACAGAGCCAGCCUGGCUUGCGUUAGCCAAGAGGAAAGCAAAAGCCUGGAGUGACUGUCCACAGAUCAUAAAGUAAACUGUAAAGUUACAUCUCUAUUGCUGACUAUUAAUUGCUUUCUUUUAUUUAUUCUGCUUUUUACAUGACAAAACUGAAAAUGCAUGUAUUGGAAGGACUGAAAACUGAACUGAUUACCAUUUUGCUCUAGCUCACUGUAAAGUCUACUCAAGUCAUAUAUUCCAUUGCUUUGACAAAUAGCUAAAGGAGGUCAUGGCAAAAAUCACACAGCCAGACUCUCUCAAAAACUUAGAGAGGGCUCAGAUACUGGAUGUAAAUUUUAGCAGGUAUCAUAAUAAGGGCCAGAACAGAAUAAGAGUUCAGAUGCUUCUUAAAUUAUGUUGGUAUUCAGUUCUGCAAUUUUAGAUCUCUAUGUCUGAGAUCUCAGAAAUUUUUUCAGAACUUCAUUGUUGAAAUUAAGGAAAGAUGCAUGUUUCCUUCUCUUAAGUCAUA